GGGUGCCGGGCAGUUCCCGCCGGCUGUGCGCGCCCGCCCGUCUCGGUGCUCGCACGGACUAGACUCGCCCGGGGAAGACUCGGCUACCCUAGGCGCCCACGCGCGCGGGCGGACGGCGGCCGAAGUGCGGCCGCGCCGGCCCUGCGCCCCUGGCGGCUCCCUCGCCGCGCUUGCCUUUGUCCGCCGUCCGGAGCGCGCGGCGUCGCAGACUGAGGCGGCGGCCGUCCCUUGGCCUCGCGCGCCGCGGCGAUGCCGGACCAGAUCUCCGUGUCGGAAUUCGUGGCCGAGACCCUCGAGGACUACAAGGCGCCCACGGCCUCCAGCUUCACCACGCGCACGGCCCAGUGCCGCAACACGGUGGCGGCCAUCGAGGAGGCUUUGGACGUGGACCGGAUGGUUCUUUACAAAAUGAAGAAAUCAGUGAAAGCAAUAAACAUCUCUGGGCUGGCACAUGUGGAGAACGAGGAGCAGUAUACCCAGGCGCUGGAGAAGUUUGGCGGCAACUGUGUGUGCAGAGAUGACCCUGAUUUAGGGAGCGCAUUCCUAAAGUUCUCAGUGUUCACCAAGGAGUUGACGGCGCUAUUCAAAAACCUGAUUCAGAAUAUGAACAACAUAAUCUCCUUCCCUUUGGACAGUUUGCUGAAAGGCGACCUGAAAGGAGUCAAAGGGGAUUUGAAAAAGCCCUUUGACAAAGCUUGGAAGGACUAUGAAACAAAAAUAACCAAAAUAGAAAAGGAGAAGAAGGAACAUGCCAAGCUCCAUGGAAUGAUUCGCACUGAAAUAAGUGGGGCUGAAAUUGCUGAAGAGAUGGAAAAGGAACGGCGCUUCUUCCAGCUUCAGAUGUGUGAGUAUCUGCUGAAGGUGAAUGAAAUCAAGAUUAAAAAAGGAGUGGAUUUACUUCAGAAUCUGAUUAAAUACUUCCAUGCCCAGUGCAAUUUUUUCCAGGAUGGACUGAAAGCAGUAGAGAGCCUAAAACCUUCCAUUGAGACGCUGUCCACAGAUCUCCACACAAUCAAGCAGGCCCAGGAUGAAGAAAGAAGGCAACUCAUACAGCUUCGAGACAUUUUGAAGUCAGCACUGCAGGUUGAGCAGAAAGAGGACUCACAGCUUCGCCAGAGUACAGUUUAUAGCUUACAUCAGCCUCAGGGAAACAAGGAACAUGGCACAGAGCGGAAUGGCAACCUCUACAAGAAAAGCGAUGGGAUCCGAAAAGUGUGGCAGAAAAGGAAAUGUUCAGUGAAAAAUGGUUUUCUGACCAUAUCCCAUGGUACUGCUAACCGGCCUCCUGCAAAGCUCAACCUAUUGACCUGCCAGGUGAAGACGAACCCCGAGGAGAAGAAGUGUUUUGACCUUAUCUCACAUGACAGGACAUAUCACUUCCAAGCAGAGGAUGAGCAGGAGUGUCAGAUAUGGAUGUCUGUGCUGCAGAACAGCAAGGAAGAAGCUUUAAACAACGCAUUUAAGGGUGACGACAGCACCGGGGAAAAUAACAUCAUCCAGGAGCUGACCAAGGAGAUCAUCUCAGAGGUGCAGAGGAUGACAGGCAACGAUGUGUGCUGCGACUGUGGAGCACCAGAUCCUACAUGGCUUUCUACCAACCUGGGCAUCCUGACCUGCAUCGAGUGUUCUGGAAUCCACCGAGAGCUGGGGGUUCAUUACUCCAGGAUGCAGUCCCUGACCUUAGAUGUGCUGGGAACAUCUGAGCUGCUGCUUGCCAAGAAUAUUGGGAAUGCAGGCUUUAACGAGAUUAUGGAGUGUUGCCUGCCACCUGAGGAUACUGUCAAGCCCAACCCAGGCAGUGACAUGAAUGCGAGGAAGGACUAUAUCACUGCCAAGUACAUCGAGAGGAGGUAUGCAAGGAAGAAGCACGCAGACAACGCUGCAAAGCUGCACAGCCUGUGUGAGGCCGUCAAGAUGAGGGACAUUUUUGGGUUGCUCCAAGUCUACGCUGAUGGUGCAGACCUUACGGACAAGAUCCCACUGGCCAAUGGACAUGAGCCGGAUGAGACGGGCCUGCAUCUGGCAGUCAGAUCUGUGGACCGGACUUCUCUUCACAUCGUGGACUUUUUGGUUCAGAACAGUGGGAACCUGGACAAACAGACGGGCAAAGGCAGCACAGCCCUGCACUACUGCUGCCUGACUGACAACGCCGAGUGCCUCAAGUUGCUACUGCGAGGCAAGGCCUCCAUCGAGAUAGCAAACGAGUCUGGAGAGACCCCGCUGGACAUCGCCAAGCGCCUGAAGCAUGAGCACUGUGAGGAGCUGCUGACCCAAGCCUUAUCCGGGAGGUUCAACUCACAUGUCCAUGUUGAGUAUGAGUGGCGGCUACUCCAUGAGGACCUGGAUGAGAGUGAUGACGACAUGGAUGAGAAGCUGCAGCCCAGCCCCAACCGGCGAGAGGACCGACCCAUCAGCUUCUACCAGCUGGGCUCCAGCCAGCUUCCACACAGUGCCACAUCUUUGGCCAGAGACACUGCCGGCCUCACCAAGGACAAGCCAAGGAGCUUUGUGCCAAGCAUCCUGCAGAACGAGACCUACGGAGCUGUCCUGAGCAGCAGUCCUCCACCACCAUCCCAGCCCACAGCUCCCAGCACCACCGGUGCCCCCCCACUCCCACCACGAAACCUUGGCAAAGUUCAGACAGCCUCCUCAGCUAACGCCCUGUGGAAGACAAACUCUGUAGGUGUGGACAGUGUCAGCAGGCAGCGAUCUUCGUCAGAUCCGCCAGCUGUCCGCCCACCGCCGCCCCCUCUUCGAGGGACAUCGACCAAUCCCCUGACCUCAACACCACCCCCUUCUGUGGCGAAGCCACCCGGUGUGCUGGACGCCCUGGGUCAACCGAGCAAGUCUGCACCAUCCUCAGCCUCGCAGAGCAAACCCCUGCCACCCCAGCCACCCAGCCGUUUGCAGCAAAAGAAGCCAGUGCCCGGGGCCGACAAGCCGACCCUGCUGGGCAGCAAAGGCCAGCCAAGAGGACCGGAAGCUGCGGGUCCCCUGCCCAAUGCUGCAGCCCUGCAGCCACCGGCACCCAUGCCCAGGAAGUCUCAGGCGGCCAAAGUGAAGCCCAAGCGGGUCAAAGCGCUUUAUAACUGCAUGGCCGACAACCCAGAUGAGCUGACCUUCUCUGAAGGGGACGUGAUCAUUGUGGAUGGGGAGGAGGACCAGGAGUGGUGGAUCGGCCACAUUGAGGGAGAUGCCAGCCGCAAAGGAGCCUUCCCUGUGUCAUUCGUGCACUUUAUCGCUGACUGAAUUGCCAUCAAACACAGCCUUUCCUCAGCUGUCUUGUUCUGGACUCAUCCUUGGUACCAAAACUUUCUCCACGUCACCACCCUCACUGAGCGCACUGCAGAGCAGCAGGUUCUCUGUCUUCCCACCGUUGUUUUAAAACCCUGAAGGUGAUUUUUACAUUUAAAUGAAUUGUUUUUGUAUUUUACAAUUUUGAUGAAAUGUUGCUCUACUUUCAGUAGGGAAGACUAAGUUUCCUAAGGUGAAAUGAAAAGUUAUUUUAAUUACAUAAUCAAGAUUUGGCCUUGACAGGGAGCUAACACUAAAAUGUUGAAAUGAAGACAAUUGGAAUUCUUCCUGCUUUCCUUGGUCCAUCUGAUUUUAGAGUUAUUAUUUUAAGAAGCCAAUAAACUGCCACUCUAAAUAAAAGCCCACAGCCAGCCACACAUGGUGGCACAGGCCUGUCAUCCCAGCAUGCUGGGAGUGUGAGGCAGCUGGAUCCCAAGUUUGCCCCAGCCAAGGCAGCUUAGCCAUUUACUAAGACCCUGUCUCAAAAAUAAAUAGAUAAAUAAAUAAAUAAAAAAGAGCCAGGAAUGUAAGCUCAGUGCAAAGACGCUGAGUUCAAUUUCAAGUCCUUAGCAGGGAGAAAUGAAAAUAUUUUAUGGCAUGUGCAAUUAUGUGAAGUUCAGAUUGCACUGCUCGUGAGCCAGGCUGUGUCCACAACCAUGCUUAGGAUUCCUGUCCGUUCCCCUUUAAAGAUACAUACUCCCCGCAAACCCACUCAAUGUCUGCAAAAGCAGCUUGGGGAUUUACACCUCAACAACCUUCCUCCAUGCCCUGCCCUGCACGUGACCCGUGUCAUGAACAGUCACACUCAGCCAAGCUUCUGGUGGCCCCUGACACCCUACAGGAAUAGUUCAUUUCCUUUCCUGGUUAUAGCAAACCACUUCACGGAUUGAGUGAAAACCAGUGAUGAACUGCAGAAGUUAUUUAACGCAGCUGAUGUGCUUUCUGUGUUCCCCCAUUUGCCUCGGUUCCCCCAGGUCACGAAGCAGCAGUGCUCCUGCUGCUCUCUGCCUCGUGUGCCACUGGCUACCCUUUCUAGCCCCCAACAACGUCCCUAGCUUAGCGUCUCAUAUCUAUAGAAUACUUGGAUGGAAUGGUCACUCCCGUCUUGACAUGUACUUGUCCAUUUGUACUCAAGAACUGUCAGAAAUCAAGGUCCCGGGAAUGCAGUGCUCCCACACACCCAUCUGCCUACUUAAGGCCAUGGAUGUCACUUAACCUACACUACUGGGGGAGGGGGAGGGGGUUAGGUUGUGUAAGAAAAUCCCACCUCAUUAGCAUAAUGAACUUGACUGUCACACCUCUACUGGUCAUUGUAUCAGAUCCAUAGUCGGAGGGAAAGCUUGGCCAUCUUUCGGAAUAAGCAGGCCUGUGAUGCCCACUUGGAACUUUGAAUGAAGUAAAGGGAUAACGUAAUAGGUGCAUAGGUGCAGGAAGCAAGGUGACCACGCCAUGUGGCAUUAGUUGCAAAGGCUCAUUUGAUCAAAGCAGCAGUCUUCAGGGUGCAAGACUCGUAAGUGUGGAGUUUUAAAACAAAUUUUUUUUUUUUUUGUCAUUGUUCACCCUGAUAAAGAAUGAACAAACUGGAAUGUUUUAGGAUGUCGUAUAGCCGUUGCUUUUUGCCUUUCAACAUUCCAGGUAAAUAUGUAUUAGACCUAUAAAGUCUUUUUGUUUUUAAAGCACUACACCUAAUUUCACUACUUGUUACUUUCCGCUCUUUGAACCCUUUGUUGAGUCAGUUUUCUGAGAUUUAGGAGCAUGAGCACGUGCAUCAGGCACUGCGCACGGCUCCGUGUUUCUGACGCCUGGCGCCAGUGAUGUGAGAAAUCAAGCUGAUUCACAUCAGCACUCGAACUCCAGCCCCAAACUCGGCUUCCAGCCCACUGGCACAGACAUGCCCGGGAAGUAUUUUCCCAGCCAACAACUUGGUGGCGCUUACAAGGAGCCAUGCGUGGCAGACAGGCCUCUUGCCCAAGGAGAGAUCCUAUUUACAUCCCCUUAAUCUUUUGCGAGUUAUUUGCUCUUGGCAAACUGGAAAGAAAGGAAAAAAGAAAAAGCAAACCUGAGAGAAAGGAGACACUGUAGAUAUCUAUUUAUAUUUAAAGUUUACAUUUCAUAUGAACUUCAGCAGCAGGGUUCUGCCGUCUGUGUCAGCUCCCAUGGAUCUGACCUGCAGGGAGGCAGGCGGCUCUGCAAUCAGGUGGCAGCAGGUAGCUCCUGCGGUCGGAGGGUGGCUCGCUAUGCAGCCUGGAUGAUGCGAUUUUGAGAUGUAUUAUAUUCAGUCCACUCACUCAAUGACUUCGGUCUAGUUGCAGCGCAACUGUAUAUAUUGUAUAACUGAAAUUGAUUAUUUUCAUUGUUCUUACCACAGUGAUUUAUAAUUAGAGCAUGUUUAAUAAAGUUGACUCUCCUUGUCAACAAGUCAUUUGACUGGAAGAAAAAUAAAGUACUUUUAAAUGGA
This is a messenger RNA of Octodon degus (degu), 5752 nucleotides long. It is a transcript of the gene Asap2, whose product is annotated as ArfGAP with SH3 domain, ankyrin repeat and PH domain 2. Gene Ontology annotation, molecular function: protein binding; GTPase activator activity. NCBI's taxonomy places the organism in Eukaryota, Metazoa, Chordata, Mammalia, Rodentia, Octodontidae. Bases 250 to 3249 code for a protein of 999 amino acids. Gene Ontology annotation, cellular component: cytoplasm. The record is from RefSeq and is a predicted model, not a curated record. Gene Ontology annotation, biological process: positive regulation of GTPase activity. The transcript is spliced from 28 exons.